UAGUUCAGUUGGACUGCCGGAGUAGAAUAGGGAUCCAUGGGGAGCGCGAAAUCGCCAUGGCUGCUGCAGCUCUCCAUCACGUUUGCUGUGGCUUCGGUUUCAGCUUCGGCGGCCAUUUCUCUGUAUUUGUGGAGAAGGAAAUCGAAAUCCGCUUCAAUUGGGGAAUCGAAUAAAACAAUUCAACAACUUGAAGCCUCCGUAAAAGCCGCCUUGGAAAAAUGCGCUGCAGAAAGGAAAGGCCGCAUUAGGGCACAACAGGCUUUGAGGGAAGCAAUGUGCAGGCAAAAUCAGGACAAACCUGAAUUUAAUUCAUACCCCAUGACGCCUAUUGCAGUUGUCCGAUCCUGCUUCUCUACGCGUAAUGGAACUCCAAGACAGCCUUUGCUUGUGCCUCUAGCAAAGGCAUCCUUGCUAUUUGAUUAUUCUCGAGUUCCUCAAGCAUCGCUUCAGGGUCUUGAAGGAUAUUCUCACUGCUGGAUUAUCUAUGUGUUUCAUCUAAAUACUGAUCUUAAUAAGUUGUGGAAGCACCCAUCGCAGUCAAGAUUCAAAGCAAAGGUAAGGGUACCGAGAUUAAAAGGUGAAAGAGUUGGAGUCUUUGCUACAAGGUCACCCCAUCGUCUGUGCCCUAUUGGAUUAACAGUUGCAAAGGUGGAGGCUGUCCACGGGCAUGUUGUAUUACUAUCUGGUGUUGACCUGGUUGAUGGGACUCCUGUCUUGGAUAUCAAGCCUUAUUUGCCAUACUGCGACAGCAUUCAAGAUGCCACAGUUCCUGACUGGGUGAAGGUGGAUAGCUUGCUAGCCGUAUCUUCUGUAAACUUCUCGGAAAGCUUUUUCUCCAAUCUUAAUGAUUGUUGGUUGCGUAUGGAAAACAAGUCACUUUAUUCUUCUCCAGACGAAUUUAUGUCUUUGAUAAGGCAGGUGCUCUCGUGGGAUAUAAGAUCUGUAUCCCAACGAAACCGUACAGAUCAGUCCUCCAUUAUAACAAAGGCUGCUAGUUGUGGUUAUGAAUCAGAAAGCACUAUUGCCAGUGCUAGUUCGAUCGUUGGAACUUGCUUGGACGAUGAAACAAUUGAAAAUGAAGGUGAACUACAUUCCCCUCAUGUUGUUUAUCAUGUCAUUUUGGAAGGUCUUGAUGUUUCUUACAGGAUUGAUUCGAGUGCUAACAUACAUGUUGAGAAAGUAACCUUUGCAUCAUCUCGAACUAAAGGACAGUAACACAAUUGCUUGGUGAUGUUUUGUUGUUAUUUAUAGCUUCUCUAAAUAGUUUGCAAUCUGAAAAGAUCAUUGAAGUGAUUUAGAUGGGAUGCUGAUUUGGAUUUUUGCAGCUUGUAAGAAUUGGUUUUGGAUCAUUAGAUUUGGAGGAUUAUGGAAUAUAUGAUUUGAGUUAGAUUUAUUGUUGAAACAUUGAUAAAAACAUUGCUGAAAUAGAUCAAUAUUGUUGUUAAAUUAUCA
Molecule: messenger RNA, 1452 nt
Organism: Andrographis paniculata
Lineage: Eukaryota; Viridiplantae; Streptophyta; Magnoliopsida; Lamiales; Acanthaceae
Exons: 9
Coding region: 37-1215 (392 amino acids)
Source: RefSeq, a predicted model, not a curated record